Messenger RNA from Sabethes cyaneus, 4888 nucleotides. Its product is annotated as peroxisomal N(1)-acetyl-spermine/spermidine oxidase. NCBI's taxonomy places the organism in Eukaryota, Metazoa, Arthropoda, Insecta, Diptera, Culicidae. The record is from RefSeq and is a predicted model, not a curated record. Bases 140 to 1852 code for a protein of 570 amino acids. The transcript is spliced from 3 exons. Gene Ontology annotation, molecular function: polyamine oxidase activity.
AAUGUCGCAUAUUACGGAAAUGGAAAAAGUGUAAAAGUUACUGUUUUCCUCGAGUGUCUAUCGUUUUUCCCAGUAAUCUGGCGGUGGUAAAUUUUUUAAAUCAAAUAGAAUUUUGGCUUAGGCUUCCGACUGCCGAGGCAUGGCUGACCAAAGUGCACAAUCUUCCGGAGCAGAAGAUGCAGCCAGUGGUAAGCAAAACCAACAGCCACCGCAAAAGCGAAAGUAUAAAGUGCUCAUCAUCGGUGCUGGGAUGGCCGGACUGUCAUCGGCGAACCAUUUAGUCAAGAAUGGCUGCAAGGAUUUCGCUAUCCUAGAAGCGAGAAACCGGGUAGGCGGACGGAUUAUCGGCAUCGAACUUGGAUCACAGAAGAUUGAACUUGGUGCCAAUUGGAUCCACGGUGUACUAGGGAACCCUAUGUUCGAACUGGCUAUGCAACAUGGCCUUAUCAGUAUCAUUAACAUACCAAAACCGCACAAAGUGGUUGCUGCAACCGAAGACGGCAAACAGGUGCCUUUCCAGGUUUUGCAGGAAAUAUACGAAGCUUACGUGUGCUUUCUGCGGCGUUGCGAGGAAUAUUUUCUAUGCCAGUAUAUGCCUCCUCCGGACGUUCAUAGUGUCGGAGAGCACAUUAAUCUAGAGGCGGCACUGUACUUGAACAAUAUUGACGAUCAUAAGGAAAAGCAUCUUCGAAGAUUGAUAUUUGAAUGUUUGCUUAAACGAGAAACUUGUAUAACUGGAUGCCACAGUAUGGACGAGAUUGACCUGCUAGAACUAGGCAGCUAUACCGAACUGCAAGGUGGUAACAUUGUUCUACCAUCCGGAUAUAGUUCCAUUUUAAAGCCUCUAUGUGAUACUCUUCCGAAGGAGAACAUUAUACUUUCGUGCCCAAUACAAACAAUCCAUUGGAAGCGAAAAGGUCGGGCCCCAUCAGGCAAUAACAACUCAGAUGCAAUCCUUGAGGAGGAUGAAGAUGAUAUUGAUUCGGAUGACUCUGACAAAACGGUAACGGAAGUACCUAUCGAUGGUGCCACCGAUUGUAGUGAUACCAGCACAGCCGCUAGCUUGAAGCACUGUACGUCAAACGUUCAGGUCGUGUGCGAAAAUGGCACUAUCUACGAAGCAGACCAUGUAAUUUGCACAAUUCCGCUGGGUGUACUCAAAGAACAUGGUCAAACCAUGUUCUCACCCAGUCUACCCCAAUACAAGCUAGAAUCAAUCGAUGCAUUACUGUAUGGGACAGUGGAUAAAAUUUUCCUAGAAUAUGACCGACCUUUUCUUAGUGCAAAAAUCAGUGAAAUUAUGUUUCUUUGGGAGCACGCCGACCCGGAACCGGAUGCUGAUCAGGAGGAAUUUCUCAAGGCUAAUUGGUUUAAAAAAAUAUACUCUUUUUCGAAAGUUUCUGACACCUUGCUGCUCGGUUGGAUUUCCGGCCGAGAGGCGGCCUACAUGGAGAGCAUUUCGCACGAAAUCGUUGCGGAAAAAUGUACGGAAAUCCUGCGACGGUUCCUAAGAGAUCCGUUCAUUCCAAAACCAAAGCGAUGCGUUUGUACCAGCUGGCAAAAACAGCCGUACAGCCGCGGUUCCUAUACGGCCAUUGCGGUUGGCGCAUCUCAGGAUGACAUCGAAAACAUCGCCCAGCCGCUGUACUCUAGUCCUCAUCAAGCGAAGCCAUCGGUGCUAUUUGCUGGCGAGCACACGCACUCGAACUUCUACUCAACGGUGCAUGGAGCCUACCUGAGUGGGCGUACAGCGGCACAGAUACUGCUGACGCCGGAUUCUCCGCAGGAGAUUGUGAUGGAGUCGGACAGUAGCGACCUCAGCUCCUGGAUACAGGGAAUCGCACUGGAAUAGUAAGAAUACCGCUUAGCUUGGCCGUUUAAUUUAUGAUAAUUUUAGCAUUUGUUUCGUGUCUCCGUGUUAUUUUCCCUAUCGCGUUCCUAUAGGUUUUCUUUAGGAUUUUGAUAGUUUUUUUUUGUUUUGUUACGUCAACAUCACAAUCGGUGUUCUACUUCACUAGUUCAGGUGUGUUUAUUUGAGCUGCACACAUACUAAUAUUAUUAUGUUCCCUUUUUUUAUUAAAAGGUAGUGACAAGGAAAGCUAGACUGAAAAAUUAGGUUUAAUAAACCAUGGUGGUGCUUGUUGUGCCCGAUGAGUUCGAAAAUGUUUUAGUUGCCAGAGCUUGAAACGUUUUAUUCGACAAAGCUGAGCUUUGUUCUUGAAAAAUAACACAUGCUGAAAUUCGGUGAAUGACAGCCGGCCCAUAGACCUAAUUUUAACCUAAAAUUACUAAACUGCGAAAUGUUGCUGCCAGAUGUAAUAACAACAUAUAGCAGAAAUUUGUUAAUUAUAUUGUCAAGAUAAAUACCAUAAGUAGGAUGGGUAAGAAAAAUAUUUUUAGCUGUAUUGAUAGCUACUGAUUAUUAGCGCUUUUUAGUUAAUUCUUACGAGCUGCCUCAAACUCUAACCAAACCUAAACAAAUAAUCUGAAACCUUUGGAUUUCUAUAAAGAAAAAUUUACAGUUAGAUUGUCCUACGCAUUUUAAUUUGAGAAAAGCACAACUUUCCGGUAUGUAAAUGAAUAGAAUAACCAUUCCAAAAAUAAACAGUAAUGAUAAAAACACUGCGCAAAUUGCAACUUAAUAUUAAGUGGAAAAACCCAUCUCUCCAAAUGCUGGAACAAGGUUCUUUUUUAUAAUUUCAUGUUCAAAAACCCAAAUAACGUUUUAAACACACCUCUUUGAACUCCAGAUGACGUAGCUCCAGAAAAUUACGAUUUAUGGGCCGGCAAUAAUCUUAAUUUAUUUAUUGUUUUUCUUUCUUUUUUGUGAAACGCACACUACUUAACUACCUUCAGCAUUCAAUCAUAAUCUUUGUUAAGCAACUGCAGUAGAACAAACAACAGCAGUUUACUGGUUCAGUUAAUCUGCACGCACCGCUUUUCCCGUUUGCUUUCUACUACCAAUUAGAACUCCACCGUAUUUAAUCGUUGCGUUUAGAUUGCCUACCCAUUCCUCAAUAUCCCAAAAUCAGCAUUAUUAUAUUAUAUUCAAAGUUAUGUAAGUUUGAUCUAGUCCAGUUUCUUCUUGUGUAAUACACCAAACGAUACAGUUUAUCUUUCAGUUAACUAGUUUUACAGCUUCGUUCAUUAUAAAGAAUGAUAUGUAUGUACAUUGGAACGGUUCACGUCUUACGAAAAGUUGAAUUACGUCAGUUUGCACAAAACAGAGAAUUUAGCACCAAAUUUCGGCUAUUCGCGGUUACACAAAUUUGUUACACAGUCACAAAAAACGUUAGAACUAACAUUGAAGUCAAAUAAAGGGUAACACUGGCUAAAUAACAACAAUAUCGAUCGUAUGGGCUCAUUUUGUGCCUCAGUCAGUUCUACAGCGCUGGAACCUUGUGAAAUUCGAACGUCGAAGGGAUCGUGGUACUGUAUUUCUAUUUUUUUCUGGUGAGAAUCCACGGUGCGUUAAGUUACCCCAAAAAAAGUGUGCCGACGAAGGUUCGGUCUUGAAUGGUGUCCCUUCUCAGAAGUCUGCAUUUUGCUUCGUGGUGCGGUAGCUCAUUUGGUUCUUGCCUAGGAAGGAGUCUCAAGGCGUAUCUAACGUAUCUCGAUUGUAUGCUCUGGAUUCUGUAGAUCUAAAGGUUUCGUCGAGCUUUAGCAGUGAUAUGACUAUAAUGUUCCCGGAACCUUAGUUCCGAAUCUAUAAUAACCCCAAGGUCAGAACAUUUGAUCUCUCCAUUUGUUCGCUUCCUGUUACAUGAAAUUACUUUGGCAGUUGGCACCAAUCGCAAAACUUGUCGAUGACUUUUUAUAGCUCCAGAUAGUCUGUGGGAGCACCGAUAGUCCGGAAUAUGUUGAGGUCUUCAGCAUAUAAAAGUUUGAAACCUUUCGGUAGACGGUCAUUAAAGAAUACAAUAAAGAAUAAUGUUCCUAAGUUACUACCUUGUGGAAUCCCACACCAGAGAGAUAAUGAAAUUCAUCUAACUCCGGUGAUCCCAAUUGGACGCGCAAUCAAUGUUGAAUUGAAUCAGCAAACAAGAUUUGAUCCUAAAAUUAAAAAAUUUAAAACCUAACAUUAAAAAAGAAGAAAACUUAUCCAAUUGAAGUCUGCUAUGUAUAUUUUAUUCACGACAAAUACGUAUUUCGCCUACGACUUGCAGGUUUCCUCAGUGUCUGUUUUCGAAGAUUUGAUGACACACUCGGACGAUCGAGUUUGGCAAGCAGAAUAUGGUGGUUGACUCUUUCAAAGGCUGCAUGGAGGUCGAAGUACAUAUAUAUCGCAUCCCCAAGUCCCUUAAAGAACUAGACUAGAUUGGUAACGGUAGAUCCACGAGGGAAAAAUCCGUGUUGCUCUGGGGAAAUAUGAUUUCGCAGCUCCAAAAAGUUCUCUGUUUACGAGUAUUUCAAAAAGUUUAGAUCCGGCACAUAGAGAGCUCAUUCCACGGUUGUUAGCUAUAUUGCAUUUAUCUCCCUUUUUCAGCUGAUGUCUUCCAGUAUGCCGGGAAAGCUGCUGGUGCUAGAGACAGAUUGAAAAUUGAUCUUAACGGCACGUAGUAGCGCGUUUUAUCAAAUACUUCAUUUAUCUAAAGUCAGCAAUGACAUCUGCAUCAUCAAGCACACAGUUUUUCAUUGGCAUCGUCUUCGAUUUGUUGACUAGGCAUCACAUCGUCAAACACUCUGCUAAACCGUUGGGCAAAAAGGUUACAAUUUCCUUGAGAUUUGUAAAAGAAGCUUGCGUUUUUGAACUUUAGUUUGGUGAAUAGGUAAAGGUUAUUGGAGUAUUGCCUUAAGUCUCUGACAGGGGUUUGCUUCAAAUGUCGAAAACGACUAUUGGACCAAGGUUGGUCGACUGAAGUUUUUGAAGCGUCUUAGUAGACUACGA